CGGUGUCAGGUGAAUGCGGCCAGUGAGCGUCACAGCACGUUUGUUAGUAAAAGAAAUCAACUUUUGAGUGUAUUGGACAGAUUUCUGUAACAUCCCCUCCUGUUUAAAAGCGAGACCCUCAGCUUCUCCAGAAUGUUCUCUUUUUGGAAAGUAUCUUGUAGGUAGCACUUAAUCACAUUGGGCUGUGACGUGGAGAUGGUCGCUCUGACUGCCUUGCUGACAGUAUACAUAUGGAUACAAACACAGUUAGCCUCAGGACAGCAUACAUGUCCCUCUACGCCUCGCAUACCAUUGGAUUUCAAUGUAGAAUAUGUCCUCCCCUACUUCCAAACAGACAAAAGGAUACAGAACAUUGCACUGAACUGGGAUUCAAAUCCAGUUGAGGUGUAUGUUGGAUACCAGAAUGCAAUAGUGGCAGUUAAUGAUUCUAUGAAAAAAGUAUGGGAGCUGAAAACUGGACCUUUGGGCAGUCCUGACUGUCAAACCUGUCAGGCAUGUGACAUAGAAAAUGAUCCUGAGGAUCCAGUGGACACAGACAAUGAGGUUCUGGUUUUGGAUCCAUCUGGAUAUGAAUUGCCAUACUUGUACAUUUGUGGAAGUACACAGCAUGGGAUGUGUUACUUUAUUGACACUAGCUAUGGACAGCCAGAGCCUAAAUGUUUAUACAGAAAAGAGAGAAACUCUCCAAUCCAGUGUCCCGACUGUCUGGCCAGCCCCCUUGGCACCAAAGUCACCAUCGUUGAACAGGGAAGGACGUCCUUGUUCUUUGUGGCCGCUUCUAUCAAUGAGAAAGUGGCUCAGAGCUAUCCAAGAAGGUCAUUAUCGGUGAUGAGGCCACUUGCGACUGAAGAUGGCUUUCAUAUGGUCAUGGACGGCCUGACAGUGCUUCCCAAUCUACGUGGCUCCUAUAGCAUCGACUACAUAUACAGUUUUUCCACCAAGGAUUAUGUGUAUUUUCUGUCCCUGCAGAGGGAAAACCCCUUUAGGAACAAUUCAGCCUUUCAGACCCGUCUGGGACGACUGCCCAUCUUAACAACAGAAGUGUGGAAGUACAGAGAAGUGGUGCUGGAGUGCCGGUACACACCAAAGCGGAGAAGAAAACGGAGAGAAGCUUUAAGGAAUAUUGUGUACAACGGGCUGCAGGCAGCACAUUUUGGGAGAGUAGGGAAGGACCUGGCCAAAGAGCUGUGGGUGGACGAGAAAGAAGACAUUCUGUAUGGGGUGUUCGCAGAGGUCAAUGUAAAUGGUAAACCUCUAAAAAACUCAGCUUUUUGUGCCUUCAGUUUGAGUCACAUCAACCAGGCGAUUAAGAAGGGUGUGGAGGACUGCUGCAAGUUAGCUUCCGAGCAGUUGUCCAGAGGCCUCUGCCACUACCAGCCAUGUGAGAGCUGCCUGCAUGAGAGCUCUGAGGACAUUGACAUAUGCCAGCAAAAGCCCACCCUGGUGUCAAAACCACACUACAAAGUGGACCUCUUUAACGGCCAGAUGAGAGGUGUCUUGUUCACCUCUGUCUUGGUCACCACUAAUGGAAAUCAUACACUUGGCCAUUUUGGUACUUCAGAUGGACGGAUGCUGCAGGUGAUUCUCACAGUGCAAACACCUAUUUUUUUUGCCAACUAUUCAUUGGGAGAAGUUGGAGUGUCCAGAACAUCAGUUGUGUAUUCAGAGGAUUUACUUCUCUUUGUGGCUGGAAAUAAGAUGUUCAGGGUACCCUCUACAGGACCAGGGUGUGCGCAUUUCUUGACAUGCCCUGCAUGUUUGACGGCUCCACACUUUAUGAACUGUGGCUGGUGUUCAGGGCACUGCUCCAGGAAGCAUGAGUGUACUUCACAGUGGAACAAAGACUCUUGUGCACCCAUUAUAACCGAGUUUUUCCCUAAAACGGUACCCGCUGGUGGGGAGACAGAGGUGACGCUGUGCGGAUCAGAGUUUCAAUCUCCUCUCCAACCGGCCAUCAUCAAUGGCAAAACUCACAUCAUCACAGUAGGCUCUGGGACCUUGUGUACAGUUCUGCCUAAGAAGAGCGAUAGUAGUAGGCUGGUGUGCAAAAUUCACGAAAAGAUAGUAAACCAGAACCUCAGUAUAACUUUGAAAGUACACGAAGGAAAAGUGGAGGGCCGAUAUUCAAUUGAAGGCUCAGCUCAGAUGUCUGGCUUCUCUUUUGUGGAACCCUGCAUAACGGAGAUAAAACCUGACUUUGGCCCCAUGUUUGGAGGAACAACAGUUACAAUAACAGGCAAUUAUUUUAAUUCUGGGAUAAAAAGAGAAGUUUUUUUUGCAGACAAAAAGUGUGUGAUCCAAAGUGUUUCUGAAGGAACAGGAAUUUUCUCUUCAAUCGUCUGCCAGACAGCCGCUGCAGAAAGUUUUGGAGAAGUAUCUGUGAACGUUCUUAUUGAUGGCCUUCAAGUGUCCUCUCCUAAGAAGUUCUUCUACAAGGAAAAUCCUGUAAUAACCUCAGUGUACCCCCUCUGCAGUUUCCAAAGAGGGUCCAUGCUCGUGAUAGAGGGUCACAAUCUUGACUCAGCCCAUAAAACAGUGGUUCAGUUCACACUCAAAGAUUCCCGCAUGCCACCUCUUCAACAAAUUUGCGAUGGCACACGAAAUAGUACACAUAUGCAGUGUUGGGCCCCUGCAUUUCCAAAGGAAAUGCCUGAGGAAAAGUUUGGGGAGUAUGUUGGAGAGAUUACUUUUCACAUGGAUGGAAAAAGUGGCCUCCUGAAAAAGCGUUUUAACUACCACCGAGAUGGCGAUGUCAUCCCUUUUGAACAUGAUGACAAAGUUUUACUUUUAAAACCAGGAGAUACUGAGGUUUCACUGCAUCAUAACAAUCUGAAUCCAGUGAGCUCAUGUAUGAACAUCACUAUGAGCAUCGGGAAUGAGUUUUGCCAUGCUAAGGUUUUGGCAAAUGAACUGACCUGCCGGAUUUCUAAAAGCCUGGUUAUCCCUAGCAAGGGAUUACCUGUCAGGGUGUCUGUGAAUGGAGAAGUUUAUGAUGUGGGCACAGUAGUCGUAGACAACAGCAACAAUUCCUCUGUGAUUGCGGGUAUUGUUCUGGGAGUCAUUGCUGCGCUGGUUGUAGGUGCUGGCCUCGCAUUAAUUGUGAUGAUUCAUUUGAGAAAGAAAAAGACAACCAACGUAGAGAUGCGUUUAUCAACAACGUUUUCCCGUAGCCGCAUAGGCAGCAAUCUUCAGCCUCCGGCAGGUGACUACAGACAAGAUCUGUCUAGUCAAACAUCUGGUUCAGGAGGAAUGGCCUUCCAAGGUUUAUUGUACUCUGCCAGCUAUGAUCAUCUAGCUGUUCCUCUAAUGUCACAUGACAGUAUCUCGAUGGUUAGCUUGAGUUCUGAUCUGCUUGAAGAGGUCAAAGAUGUACUAAUUCCUGAAGAGAUGCUCAGAUAUGAGGAAAGCCAGAUUAUUGGAAAAGGCCACUUUGGGAAAGUUUAUCAUGGAUACCUCAUGGAUAGUAAUAAGCAAGAGACCCACUGUGCUGUUAAAUCAUUGAACAGAAUCACAGAUUUAAGUGAAGUGGACCAGUUCCUCAGAGAAGGCAUCAUCAUGAAAGGCUUCCACCACCCCAACAUACUUUCUUUACUAGGCAUCAUGCUACCCAAAGAAGGGCUCCCUCUGGUGGUUCUGCCGUAUAUGCAGCAUGGAGACAUGCGUCAUUUCAUCCGCUCUGAGCACAGGAACCCAACUGUGAAAGACCUGAUUGGAUUUGGGCUUCAGGUUGCCAAGGGUAUGGAGUACUUAGCCCAGAAGAAGUUUGUUCACAGAGACCUGGCUGCACGCAACUGCAUGUUGGAUGAAACCUUCACGGUAAAGGUGGCUGAUUUCGGCAUGGCUAGAGACGUCUAUGACAAAGAGUACUACAGCGUUCAAAAUCGCAAAAGGGCAAAGCUUCCAGUGAAGUGGAUGGCCAUUGAAAGCCUGCAAACACAGAAGUUCACAACCAAGUCUGAUGUGUGGUCAUAUGGCAUCUUAUUGUGGGAGCUGUUAACCAGAGGUGCAAACCCAUAUCCAGAUGUGGACCCCUAUGACAUCACUUACUUUUUGUUAAAGGGACGUCGACUUCCCCAGCCACAGUACUGCCCAGAUACUCUCUAUUCAGUCAUGCUGGCAUGUUGGAACCCGGAGCCUGAGUGCAGACCCAACUUCCACAACUUGGUUGCUGAAGUAGACCACAUUCUGUCAUGUCUGGAAGGAGAGCACUAUAUUAAUCUGAAGGUUACCUACGUCAACUUAGACCAGCCAAGGCCUUAUCCCUGUAUGACUGUACCUGCAGAUGAAGCUGAGUCCUCAGACUUGGACUCUGACAGUUAGUUGUUAGCUGAGGCUGCAACUGAGCAAGACUCUCCGACAGGGUCACAGAAUCCAGAUUAAACCUGGAAAGUAUACAGAACACAUGCAGCUUUCCCCGUCAGUUAAAGUGUUGAUUAUAGUUACAAGCCUGAGAAAAUGGGACACUUGACUGCUGAUUUAAACGUGGUGUAGAUUAUAUAAGCCCUUACUGGAGGCAAAAUUAUGCUGGAAGUUUCUCAUCCUUGUUCCUUGCAAAAUGGAAAUGUCAAGUAGAUGUUUUGCUAAAGCACAAGUAUGAAUAUGACAAAUGAAUGUAACAGACUUGCUCUCAGAUUUGUAAAAUAAUAUGUGGCGGUGGCCACACGUCUGUGGACUAACUGAUAAACUGACUGUCUCCGGCCAUUAAUUGGAACUCUGUGGUCAAAAAUGAGUUUUUUUUUGUCUCUCCUUUUUAGGAGAGACUGCAUCUAAAUCAUUUAAGAUGCAGCUGUUAAAAUAUGGGCUUCAGAAUUUUUACUUAAUACAAGGAUGCAGUAUAACAAAAUCUGCACCUUUUGUAUUAUGCAGUUCUCUGAACAGUUUAGAAAUAUGUAGAACCAGUGAUUAGCACUAGAGGGCACCCAUGGUCUCAUUCUAAGGGCGCUAGACUCACUACUGCAGUGAUGCUCUGCGGUACAGCCGGUCUCCAGCAGACACAUCCAAAUAAAGGUAUUGCACAAACAGUACAACUAUAUUUAUCAUAACCUCAAACACAUUGCCCCCCCCUUGAGCAAAUGCAACAAAAUUUGGUCUUUUAAUUGAAUCAACACAACAUACAGUAUAGCAGUGGUUCCCACCCAUUUCCCUUCAGGACCCCCUUCAUGUAUCUACCAAAAAGCUGUGGACCCCCUCUAUGCUUGAUUUUAUGCUUUCACUAGCUCGCUUCUCUCCAUAAAUGAUGCAUUCUGGCUGAGACCUGUCAAACCUGGCAGGGACCCCUGGUUGGGCACAUAUUUUGCAAAGAUUGUUUUUAAAUAAAAUUUUAAAAAGUCUCCACACUACAGCUGACAAUCGAAAGAAAUUUAUAAUGUAAGCACUGAUUUUUUUUUAAUUUUUUUAUACAACUUUCAUACUGUUGCAGGAUAAUUUAACCAAAACAAGUUUUUUUUUUUAAAUAAAAAGCAGUAACUGAUUUGUGUUGACAUACUUGAUUAAUGUCAUUGUGUGUUUUUUUUUAAUACAAACUUGAUUUUAUUUCUUUUCAGUAGGUUGCACUGAGUGUUUAUAAAUAAAUAUGUGAUCAAUUUGAAUGUAUUCUUCAAUGUGUACGAAAAGAGUGUUUCUGUCUUAGUCUUAUUCUGAAUAAAUAUUUAUAUGAAACUU
This is a messenger RNA of Melanotaenia boesemani (Boeseman's rainbowfish), 5661 nucleotides long. Its product is annotated as macrophage-stimulating protein receptor-like. Gene Ontology annotation, molecular function: ATP binding; protein binding; transmembrane receptor protein tyrosine kinase activity. Bases 196 to 4320 code for a protein of 1374 amino acids. Lineage: Eukaryota; Metazoa; Chordata; Actinopteri; Atheriniformes; Melanotaeniidae. The transcript is spliced from 21 exons. Gene Ontology annotation, cellular component: signaling receptor complex; membrane. The record is from RefSeq and is a predicted model, not a curated record. Gene Ontology annotation, biological process: protein phosphorylation; multicellular organism development; nervous system development.